This is a messenger RNA of Propithecus coquereli (Coquerel's sifaka), 1405 nucleotides long. It is a transcript of the gene BDKRB2, whose product is annotated as bradykinin receptor B2. The transcript is spliced from 3 exons. Gene Ontology annotation, biological process: neutrophil chemotaxis; G protein-coupled receptor signaling pathway; smooth muscle contraction. Gene Ontology annotation, cellular component: membrane. Gene Ontology annotation, molecular function: bradykinin receptor activity. The record is from RefSeq and is a predicted model, not a curated record. Bases 101 to 1282 code for a protein of 393 amino acids. NCBI's taxonomy places the organism in Eukaryota, Metazoa, Chordata, Mammalia, Primates, Indriidae.
GACGCCAGGCAGCCCCGCUCGACCGAGGGAACCACCACAGUGCCCACGCAGCUUGCUCCAGACAAGGCGGGGCCUCGCUCACCUCCCACUCUGAGUUCAAAUGUACUCCACUUGGAACAUACCCAUGUUCGUGUCCGUCCGUGACGGCUCUGUGCCCACCAUGGCCUCUUUCAGUGCUGACAUGCUCAACCUCACCUCGCAAGUGCCUGCUCUCAACGAGGACCUUUCCCAGGGCAACAGCUGCCACCAGCUGCACGAGUGGCUCAGCUGGCUCAACGCCAUCCAGGCCCCUUUCCUCUGGGUCGUGUUCGUGCUGGCUGCCCUGGAGAACGUCUUUGUCCUCAGCGUCUUCUGCCUGCACAAGAGCAGCUGCUCGGUGGCGGAGAUCUACCUGGGGAACCUGGCGGCGGCAGACCUGAUCUUGGCCUGUGGGCUGCCCUUCUGGGCCGUCACCGUCGCCAACAACUUCGACUGGCUCUUUGGGGAGGCGCUGUGCCGCGUGGUGAACACCGUGAUCUACAUGAAUCUGUACAGCAGCAUCUGCUUCCUGAUGCUGGUGAGCAUCGACCGCUACCUGGCCCUGGUGAAAACCAUGUCCAUGGGCCGGAUGCGCGGGGUGCGCUGGGCCAAACUCUACAGCCUGGUAAUCUGGGGGUGCACGUUGCUCCUGAGCUCGCCCAUGCUGGUGUUCCGGACCAUGAGGGAUUACAGAGACGAGGGCUACAACGUCACCGCCUGCGUCAUCAGCUACCCGUCCCGCACCUGGGUGGUGUUCACCAACGUCCUGCUGAACUCCGUGGGCUUCCUGCUGCCUCUGAGCGUCAUCACCUUCUGCACCGUGCAGAUCAUGCAGGUGCUGCGGAACAACGAGAUGCAGAAGUUCAAGGAGAUCCAGACGGAGAGGAAGGCCAUGGCGCUGGUGCUGGCCGUGCUGCUGCUGUUCGUGGUCUGCUGGCUGCCGUUCCAGAUCAGCACCUUCCUGGACACGCUGCAGCGCCUCGGCGUCUUCUCCAGCUGCUGGGACGAGCACGUCAUCGACAUCCUCACACAGGUCAGCUCCUACGUGGCCUACAGCAACAGCUGCCUCAACCCGCUGGUGUACGUGAUCGUGGGCAAGCGCUUCCGGAAGAAAUCUCGGGAGGUGUACUGCGGAGUGUGCCGGAAGUGGGGCUGCAGGCCAGAACCCACCCAGACAGAGAACUCCAUGGGCACGCUGCGCACCUCCAUCUCGGUGGAACGCCAGAUCCACAAACUGCAGGACGGGGCGGGGAGCAGGCCGUGAGCCGACGCCACCAGGGCUACUGUUCAUUUGUGUGAGGACUGACGGACAGAGGCUGUUCAGCGUGGGCCGGGAAGGCAGAGGAAGCAUCCCACGCAUGACCUUGGGCAAUGAGUUGGUGUCUCC